Molecule: messenger RNA, 1051 nt
Organism: Lethenteron reissneri (Far Eastern brook lamprey)
Lineage: Eukaryota; Metazoa; Chordata; Hyperoartia; Petromyzontiformes; Petromyzontidae
Product: protein shisa-like-2B
Source: RefSeq, a predicted model, not a curated record
UACCAAAUGACACACACACACAUGGUCACACUGAGUCACACGCACUCGCACACGCUGCGCGCACACGCGUUCACACGCAGUUACCCUCGCGGUGAGAAUCACACACUCACACUGAAUCACGCACGCACACACACAUUAAGUCACGCACGCUCACACCAAGUCACACAUACACACACACAUUAAGUCACACACAUACACGCAUCACACUAAGUUACACACACACGCUCACACUAAGUUACACACACACACGCACGCGCGCGCGCGCUUCCACGUACACACACGCCUCCCACUACUAAGUCACGCUCACGCGGGAGAGAGACAACUGGUUUGCGACGCAGCGCGCAUCCAUGGAUUGCAACAUUCGCGCGUUCUUCCUGAGCGCCGAGCGCUACUGCGCUCCCUACAAUGGGACCCCGAGCAGCGGGAACCCGGCCAUGCCCGGCUUCGUUUGCCCUCGACCGGGGGACUCAGCCGACGACAUCUUCUGCUGCGGCUUCAGCGACGCAAAGUACUGCUGCUCGGAAAUAGGUCGCUACUUCGAUGAGAACUACGACUACAUGUGGCGGCUUGGGCUGGGCGCGGUGGUGGUGCUGGUGGGGGCAGGUGCCGUGUUCAUCACAUUCGUCGUCUGCAUUGCACUCUUCUGCUUCAUUUUCUUUUGCCACAAGGCAAAGUGCAUCAAGCAUGACGCAGGCCUCCUUGUCAACGUGAACCUCGUCGACGCAGCCAAAACCCCCGGCGAAGCCUCUGGCUGUGUCGGAAGGUCACCACCGGUGCUCGACAGAUCACAGGAGAACGGAGUUUCGAGCAGCAACAAUCACGCUCAUCAAAGGGCACCCAGAGAGGCGUGGGUCCCAGUGCUCAUCACACAUACCGCACAAGUGGUGACUCACGAAGCUAUCAGCACGCCCAUCGCCAUACCUUAGUGAUAUCCCGUAGUGAUUAUGGGGGGCUGAGCCCCCCCCCCCACCCCCGUGCAAUAUUCAUCACCAGUGGCUAUCUUUCCACGUACGUCGGGCCUGACAGCUGGAGCAGAGUGCAUGAUAGACAA